Molecule: messenger RNA, 2478 nt
Organism: Varroa destructor (honeybee mite)
Lineage: Eukaryota; Metazoa; Arthropoda; Arachnida; Mesostigmata; Varroidae
Product: adipokinetic hormone/corazonin-related peptide receptor variant I-like
Biological process (GO): G protein-coupled receptor signaling pathway
Cellular component (GO): plasma membrane
Molecular function (GO): G protein-coupled receptor activity
Source: RefSeq, a predicted model, not a curated record
CUGGUUUCCAAUGAAGAUGUCUUUUUAAUAACCAAUUUUCCGGCAAAUUCUGGCGUGACAACCAUGCCUAUAUCGUUUGAUGCUUCAUAUUUAUUUGAGUUGGGCAUUAGCCAGAUCUGUUAAAUUAACUUGAAGAUUUAGGUAUAUAUUUUUUGCAAGUGAUUCUCAAAAAAUUACCAUUUAAUGCUAGCAGCGAUCCAAGUGUGUAACGAUUAAAUUGGAAGUUGAAAACAAACUCUGCUGCUAAAUUCGAAUCUGGAAUUCGUCGAUAAUCUCAAAAAAAGGACGUGCUUAGCCCGGGGCCGGAUCACACAUUUUUUAACGUCUUCACAUAAAAGCGAAAUGAAGUCAGAUUAUUCCUACUAUGAGGCAUAACAAGUUGAAGCUGAAUCGUAGAGUUUGUGCCGUUAUUGAGUACACCUAAUGUCUGGAUAGUAAUAUAGUGCGGUAGAUGUAACACUGAAUUUAAGCGCACAGAUCUGUGUACAGCAUCUUCAAGACCAAUGAGCGUCUUUGGAUCUGUCAAAAGCGCCAUUAAGCUACAAUCAUGAAACAAAUGGCGAAUGAAGAUACUGUUGGAAACCAAAGCAUUUUAGUACAGCCAUGGCCCUCAAUCGACGAUCUUUACCCGCUCGAAGAGGCCGAGGAAUCGACGUCGCUGUGUCCGGAGUGUCAAUUUAAUUCAGGGUCUCUUGUGAGCAUUCUGGUCUACUCCGCGCUUUUUGUUUGCGCCACUGUGGGGAACGUACCUGUCUUUCUAUCCCUGAUCAGGAACAGGCACCGAAAGUCACGCAUUAAACUUAUGAUGCUUAAUCUCGCGAUCGCCGAUCUCAUCGUAACCUUCAUUUUCAUUCCCGUCGAGAUUUUUUGGCGCCUAAUGGUUCAGUGGAAAGCAGGCGUGUUAAUGUGCAAAGUGUUUCAAGUGGUCCGGGCUUUUGGGCCAUACCUCAGCUCAACAAUCAUCAUAUGCAUUUCACUCGACCGAUAUUUUGCUGUUCUUCAUCCUCUAAAGGUUCACGAUGCCCAGCGUCGUGGCAAAAUUAUGAUCUUUUUAGCCUGGUUCGUGUCAUUGACGUGGAGCUUACCACAGGCCGUGGUCUAUGAGGUGGAAGGUCAUCCUUACAUUAAGGACUUCUACCAGUGUGUGACGUUCAACUUCUUUACGAAUGCGCCACAGCAAAGGGUAUACGUUUUGUUCGGCCUGCUUCUUCAAUAUGGAAUCCCGUUGGUGAUUAUUAUCUGGUGUUACUGCAAGAUUCUUCUCGAGAUUUGUCAUCGAUCAACAGACGGUGAGCUUACAACGAGGACUGGUCGACCCACAAAUCUUCGAGUGCAGUAUAGGCAAGUCGUGCGACUGCGGCGUUCAGUUCCGAGCAACGUCGAGUGUAUUACGCGAACACGCAACCGCACUCUACGGCUGACCGUUAUCAUCGUACUUACGUUCUUCUGGUGCUGGACACCGUAUGUCACAAUGGUAGUCUGGUACCAAAUCGAUACCGAAGGGGCCACCAAGCUCAACGAGUAUCUGCAAAACGCCCUGUUCAUGUUUGCUGUAAGCAAUUCCUGCGUUAAUCCGUUACUGUAUGGCAGCUACGCUAAAUCAAACUGGACGCGAUUCUUUGCUAGAUGUCUGGGUAUCGGUGCCCACAAAGAUGGGGCUGACGGCGGUUCUGUAGCCGGGGAACCCGGUCAACUUGAAAGAAACAUUUCUUCACAUUUCCGUCAAACGAUCAUCGUUACAAGUCGUGGCAGCUCUCAUCGGAGUAAAAUACUUUACUCGACCGUCGAUCCGCCUUCUCCACUACAGCCAACAUCAAGUAUCCAUUGUCACCAAUCAGCAAACAGUCAUCUUGAUUAGAGCAAAAACAAGUUUUCUAGAAGUUUCGAAGCAAAAAACACCAGCAGCUUCCUUCGGGGCACCCAAAAAGGUGUAACAACGAUACUAAUUUUCAGUCGGUCUCAACAAUACUCCAUGUACAUAGACAUAUAAUAUUAUGGAAGUUAUAAAAUGUCUCCGAACGUUGCGCCAACUGAAAACGAUUACUGAAAAAUAUGUAUCGCAAUAAAUACCAAAAACAGUUCCACCUUUAUAUAUGUAAACUAGAACGAUCGAGGUAAAAUAAUAAUAAUAAAAAUCUUUAUAUAUAUAUAUAUAUAUAUAUAUGGCUUAUGUUUGAACAACUUUCCUAUUCUAGAUUGAAAAACAUUUCGGUAGUGGAAUAAUGUUAAUUUUUGAUUUUCGUUUAACCUAAGAAUAGCACCAUGGUGCCACGGAGUCGCCUUAACUGCAGGUUCAUUAUAUUUGAGCUUUUAAUCGUAUAGAAGCAUAGUGCAGGAAAAACUAGAAAUCAAUGUGUUGAGUGCCAUCUGAAUUAUUUUACUACUUCUUGUGUAUAAUUUACGACUGCAUGCAACAUUCUAUUUCAUAUAUGAGGCAGUUCUUAACAUAUAGAGAAGCUAUGAGCCGUUAAGUAUAUA